ACAUCGGACGUUUUUAAAGCGACACAUCUCUGAGUAUCGUCCAAGUCCAAACCCUUGUGAAAUCGUACCAGCUGCAUCACAAAGAUACUCUGAGACCAAGUGAGGACAAUGUAUGAAAAUGUCCCAACAGUCUCCACAGUGGAGCUCCAGCAGGUAUUGCAGGCUUUGGAGCGGCUGCAGGCUAAGAUGGCCCAGAGGGAGGAGUGGACCCACAGUGAGAGGCUUGGGGUGCUGAGGGAUGCCUUACAGAGCCCGCUGCUAGGACACAUCCUCACGCUGCAGCACUCAAUCAAACAACUCAAAGACCAGCUGAACUGCAUGCCUCCAGACACCUGCAGUGAUUUCAGCUUCUCUAGGAAGGGCCAGCUGAUUGUCAGUGCCAGCCGCCCAGCCACCAGCCUAUGCGCAUCCGGCCCCGGCUCUGUGCUGUCCAACGGCUCGGCCCUCGCCUCCCCUGACCAGCUCCAGAGAUGGCUCUGCACCUCCGCUAAGGGGAGGCAGACUGAGCACAUCAGCCUGCCCAAGCCCCUGUCUGGGGGCCUGGGCUUCAGUGUGGUGGGCCUGAGGGCCGAAGGGACAGGGGGCCACGGGGUCUUCAUCAGACAGGUCCAGCCCUGGAGCAUUGCACACUGGGACGGGCGCAUGCAGGAGAACGACCAGAUCCUGGUGAUCAACGGGACGCCCCUGGACCAGAGCGUCACCCAGCAUCAGGCCAUGUCUCUCCUGCAGCAGCCUGGGGACAGGGUGGAUCUGGUGGUGGCCAGGGACCCUGCCACCAUCACACAGCAUAUACACAACCCCCCGCCCUCACUCCCGCCUGGGCCCGUUCACAAGGAGCAGUGGGGACACAUGGAGGAGAUAGAGCUGGUGAACGAUGGCUCGGGCCUGGGCUUUGGGAUCGUUGGAGGCAAGACCACUGGGGUGGUGGUGAGGACUCUGGUUCCGAACAGUGUGGCUGACAAGGACGGGCGCCUGCGUAUGGGUGACCACAUCCUGGGUAUUGGUGAGACCCCCACGGGUGGCCUGUCUAGCGACCAGGUGGUCAAGGUGCUGCAGGGCUGCGGGAGCCACGUACGCAUGCUCAUCGCCCGUGACCCCUCGGGACAGCCCUCCACCCCCCUCCCCCCGCCCCCUCCCCCGCCCGCCUCCGGCCCCGUCUCUGCCUUACCCGCUGGAGUCGGACCCCAGCGCAGGGUCAGCAGGACGCCCAACCUGGAGGGUUAUGAGAUCCAUGAAGUGCCUCUGAGGAAGAAGGAGGGCCAGAGCCUGGGGAUCACUAUCAUCGGAUACAACGCCUUAACCUGUGAAGACGCGGUUGGGGUGUUUGUGAAGAACGUGGUUCCUGGGAGUGCCGCUGAGCAGAGUGGAAACAUCCGGAUCUAUGACAGGAUCAUGGCGCUGGAUGGGGUGAGCCUGCAGGGCUUCACUAACCAGGAGGUUCUGGAGGUGAUGAAGCAGACAGCCCAGACGGUCCACCUCACCCUGGUCAGGAAGAUCGCCUCGCCCAAACUGUCACUGGAGAGGUCCCUGGACAAAGUGCAGAGGGAGCCGUCACGUGUGUCUCUGAAGAGGUCUGCAGAGAUCAAGUCUCGGUUGUCAGACCUGCAGGUUGCGCCCCUUGUGGAGCCCACUGAGACACUCCUGAUGAGCACCAGUACUAGCAGAACACAGCUGGCCAGAGGUGUGAAGGAGAUAUCUCUGUCUGAACUGGAUCUGAGGGCCAAAUGGGAGCAGUCUCUGGGGCCACAGUAUGACGUUCUGGUGAUUGAACUGGACCCUGUUAUUGAAGAUGAUGCUGAACUACAGAAGUACUCCAAGCUGCUGCCCAUCCACACCAUGCGUCUGGGGGUGGAUUUGGACUCAUUUGACGGCCACCACUACAUCUCCUCUGUGGCCCCAGAGGGCCCUGUGGCCAAACACGGCCUCCUGAGACCAGAGGACCAACUACUGGAGGUAAACGGGGUGCAGCUGUAUGGCAAGUCGAGGCGCGAGGCAGUGGCGUUCCUUCGUGAGGUUCCCCCUCCCUUCACCCUCGUGUGCUGCAGACACCUGACAGAGGAGAACUCAGACAACCAGCCUGACCGGGACGAUGAGUGGUGCUCGCCCAGCCCCGCCGCUAGCCUCUCUGAGAUUGAAGCCAAACUGUCCUCUUUAGUGACUAGUCAGGCCUACUGCCGAGACCCUACAGGUGACCAGCCUCAGGACCAAACCACCCUAAAGGAGGUGUCGGAGGAGGAGCAAGCGCCCACAUACCCCAGCCACCAGGAGGAGAAAGUGCAUGAGGAAAGAGAGGAGGAGGAGGAGGAGGAUGAAAAGGGAGAGAUGGCUCUGUGGUCCCCAGACAUCCAGUUGUUGGAGCUGGAGAAGGGAGAGCGAGGCCUUGGCUUCAGCAUCCUAGACUACCAGGACCCUCUGGACGUGGCACGCUCGGUCAUCGUUAUCCGCUCGGUGGUGCCCGGCAGUGUAGCAGAGCGCCAUGGGCACAUUCUCCCCGGGGAUCAGCUGGUGUUUGUCAACGACACCUACCUGGACACGGUGACCCUGUCCCAGGCCGUGGAGGUGCUGAAGGCUGUCCCGUCUGGAACAGUCUACCUGGGCAUCCGCAAGCCACUGGUGGUGGAAGGGACCGAGGAGACGGGACUUGGGGACCUGGGGCUCCAGAGGACAGGGGGACAGAGCGAGGACAGAGAAAAUAAUAAUAGCGCCACCGUACGGUUUCGCAAUGGCUCCAUCCUCCCAGAAGUCCUUGGAGAGGAGGAGGACGAACCCGAGCUGAUCCUGGACAGUGGCUUCCUGCGCUACACCUCACCUCUGAUCCCUGCCUUGACCCUUAACCCAACCCCCACCUUGACCUCUAAGAGUCUUAACCCCACCCCCACUCCUACCCUGACCCCCAGCCCCCUCCCUCCAGGAGAGGAGAGGGAAAUGGCCGUGGAUGAAGAGGAGGGAGAAGAGGAAAAGGAGGACAUGGUGAAGGGUAGAGAGGGGCAGACCGUGGACUCCUACCCCAGAAAACCUCCACCGCCGUGGGGAGAGUGGGAGAGGGACAAUAGAGCCCCCGUCCACCCUGGAGCUCAGGAGCAGGUGGAGGAGGAAGUUGGAGAUGGUACUGUGGAGGAGAUACCCAACUCGGAGCUGGAGUCCAGAGCCCUCCUUGACCAGCUCUCUCUUGGUCAGUCUGUGGAUUCCUGGGUGGAGACUUGGGACAGUGAGGCAGACUCAGGCUCCAGGAACGGAAGAUCAGACCUCAUCCUCAGAGACAAAGACUCGGUGCGUUUGGUUGGCACAGAGAGGAGAAAGAGGAGGGGCCAGGGAGGAGGACGACACAGUGAUCUACCUGAGAGGGAGGAAGGAGAGGGAGAGGAAACCCCUGUCUUCAGUCACUGGGGACCCCCACGCAGAGUGGAGGUGUGGCAGGAGGAUGGCGAGUCUCUUGGCAUCAGCAUCGUGGGCGGGCACAGUGUCAUCAAAAGAUUGAAGAACGGAGAGGAACUCAAGGGCAUCUUCAUCAAACAGGUACUGCCGGAGAGCCCAGCAGGACGCACUCGCUCCCUCAAGACUGGAGACAAGAUACUGCAGGUAUCAGGUGUGGACCUCCAGAAUGCCAGUCAUGAGGAGGCGGUCCAGGCUAUCAAGACAGCUCCCAGUCCCGUGGUCUUCAUCGUCCAGAGCCUCUCUGCCACGCCAAGGCCUGUCUCGCUAACAGCGCCCAGUUACAGAAAACACAAGGCAAAGAGGAGAGUCAUGCCGAAAGCAGCAGUAGGAGGCACCCCUCCCCCAAUGAGACUCCCCCCGCCCUACCGGCCACCUGGUCAGCUGACAGAGGAGCGGGCCGAGGAGCUGGAGGAGGCCAAAGAGCGGAUCAGGUUGCGUUACGGGGAGCUGUGCGGGGAGCUUCUGUGUGUGGAGUUGGACAAGGAGCGCCAGGGCUUGGGUCUGAGCCUGGCGGGGAACAGGGAUCGCUCCUGCCUCAGCAUCUUCGUGGUAGGCAUCAGCCCCGGGGGCCCCGCCGCCAAGGACGGACGCAUCCGCAUAGGGGACGAGCUGCUGGAGAUAAACAACCAGGUCCUGUAUGGCCGCAGCCACCUGAACGCCUCGGCCAUCAUCAAGAGCGCCUCAUCCAAGGUCAAGAUCACCCUCAUCAGGAAUGAAGAUGCUAUCAACCAGAUGGCCGUUCCCCCCUUUCCAAACCCUCCUGCUGUCCUCUCCUCCACUGAGACUCAUCCCCCCAAAUCAACAGCAGCAGCGGUGGUAGUGGCUCCGGCCCCCACAGAGAAGCCCCAACCCCCAGAGAGUCUGGCCCUCAGCAGGGGACCCCUGGAGGCCUCCAUCUCCAUCAGCAGGGUGAAUCCCAGUGUUGGGUCCAGUGGGAACACAGCUACGGAGUUUGUGUCCAGAGAAGCGACACUCAAGAUCCUCCGAGAGGGAGAGACUUCCUCAAAGAAGCUCAAGGCCUCAGAGAAGGAGGCGGCUGAGUCUUCGGAGAGUGUGACUGUGCCAGCUGCCAAGACCCCUCUGGAGCAGCAGCUGACUGAGCCAAUCCCACUCAGGGUUGGCAUAAAAACCGGCUACCCAUUGAGUGCUGUUAACGUCAUCCAUCAACCAGUGUCUGAAAUGGCAAUGCCAGUGUGCCCCAGCCCAUGUGCGGACACCGAACCCAGGACAGGGACUGCAAGCCUGUCCAAAACCUGUCGGCUCUCCAGUAAGCUGCCUGUGGUGAGCUCUGUGGAAGGGGGGCUGGUGUCCCCCCCUGCCUCCUCCCUGCCUUCCUCCUGCACCAGCCCAGACUUUGAGUACUGCAGCAAAGACCCAGCCACGUGCCCUAUCGUUCCAGGCCAGGAGAUAGUCAUAGAGAUCGCCAAGGGUCGCUCUGGCCUGGGCCUCAGCAUCGUAGGAGGCAAAGACACCCAGCUGGAUGCCAUAGUGAUCCAUGAGGUGUAUGAGGAGGGGGCGGCGGCACGCGAUGGACGACUCUGGGCUGGAGAUCAGAUCCUGGAGGUAAAUGGCGUGGACCUGCGCAGCGCGGCCCACGAGGACGCCAUCACAGCCCUAAGGCAGACACCGGCCAAGGUGUGUCUUAAGGUUCUACGGGACGAGGCGCAGUAUCGCAACCAGGAAAACCUGGAUGUGUUCAGUGUGGAACUGCAGAAGAAGGCCGGCCGUGGCCUGGGCCUCAGUAUUGUUGGCAAGAGGAACGGCACGGGGGUGUUCAUCUCGGACGUGGUGAAAGGGGGCGCAGCCGAGCUGGAUGGCCGGCUAAUGCAGGGGGACCAGAUUCUCUCUGUCAACAGAGACGACAUGAGGCCGGCCUCGCAGGAGACGGUAGCUGCCAUUCUCAAGUGUGCCAGGGGGGUGGUGCUCUUGGAGCUGGGCCGACUGAAGGCUGCCUCCUGGAUCUCUUCCAGACGCACCUCCCAGGGAAGCCAGCAGAUGAGUCACGUCAGUGCCAGCAGCACAAUCGUCACGCCCCACCCCCCGCUAAACUCCACCCCCUCCACCUCUCAGCUCCUCAAUAACGUCAGGAAGCCAAUGACGGAGAGCAUGACGUCAUCACAGAGUGCAGCUGCAGAAACAGGGAUGCGCACUGUGGAGAUCACAAGGGGUCCUACUGAUGCGUUGGGGAUCAGUAUAGCUGGGGGGAAGGGCAGUCCUCUGGGGGAUAUCCCCAUCUUCCUGGCUAUGAUCCAGGCCAACGGGGUGGCAGCCAAGACGCACAGGCUCAAGGUGGGUGAUAGAAUUGUGAGUAUCAACUCCCAGUCUCUGGAUGGCCUGUCCCAUGGGGAUGUGGUCACCAUGCUGAAGAAUGCCUACGGCAGCAUAAUUUUCCAGGUGAUCGCUGACACCAACAUCAGUGCUAUAGCCAGUCAGGUGGAGAGUAUGUCGACUAGCAGCAGCCCCGAGACACAGCCAGGGGAGCCAGAAGCCCCCAAGCCAAAGAGUAUCUGCCUGGAGAAGGGUUCUGACGGCCUGGGCUUCAGCAUCGUAGGAGGCUUCGGAAGCCCUCAUGGAGACCUGCCCAUCUAUAUCAAGACUGUCUUCAGCAAGGGGGCAGCAGCAGUGGACGGGCGUCUGAAGAGGGGCGACCAGAUCUUGUCUGUGAACGGAGAGAGUCUGGAAGGGACCACACACGAGCUGGCUGUGGCCAUAUUGAAGAGACAGAGAGGGGCCGUCACCCUGGAAGUGCUGUCCUAGCUCACACACACACUGUACCCCUUGAACUGGUUUGAACUUUCCAACAUGUUCUGUGGAGUUGACCAACAACUGAUGCCCGUCUUCAGGCCUUUAAACAGCCCAUUAACGUGAAGGGGGCAUUGGUUCUGGAAGGAUUCAGCCAAUAGGUAACACAGGUGGCUGUUCCAGUGAGAGAGAGAACACGUGUGCCACGUUCAGCUGUGUCCUCAAGUGAACCAUUGGAAAUAAGAGUAGGGGCACCUCAUUUCCUGUGUGCCAUCUUAGGAGCUUCACUGUGAGGGCGGUUCAAUCGCUGCACUGACUGGAUACACGACUCAAAAUGGUGAACGUUUGGAUAUUAUGAAGCAAGGAAGCAAAGGGGCAAGCUUUAUAUGUGAACAAUGUGAAUAUCCGAUCUCUUUGUGUCAUUUCAAAUUUGUGUGAUCACACAUGUGCUUUCUUCAUAGAACACUGAUAGAGCAAUAUGAGUGGUUCCGUUGGUUUAGGAGGUCUCUUCACCGUUAGCCUAGCGUUAGCUUAGCAUCUCCCUUAUCGGGAGACACUGGUUAGCCGUUAGCGAUGUUAGCUGCAGUUACUGCUAAUGUGCAAACUGCGAGGAGGAAUGGUCUCGGCAGGGAACAGGGCUAUGAUGCACUAAACUGGAACAGAUACUACACACACGCACACAAUAUAUGCUAGCUAGUCACUGUCAGGUUGACACGUUCUCAUUCAUCACAGACACUUGUCCAUCUGUCUCAUAUCAUGUCAUACUUGGUGCAAACACACAAUUUAAACUCCUAGUGUCUGGCUUUUACACAACACUACUCCGUUCAACAGUGAUUAGGCUAGACAUGGCCAAAAUAACUGGUAAACAGCCAUGCACUUGUAAUACACUUCAUAGCAUGCUCGUAAGAAUGACAUAACACCCUCUGUAGACAUUAAAAGGCAGUUAUAAAGGCCACCCAACUACCGGCUGGUAUGUCACUAUACAGUACCUUGUGUAGUCCUGCAAGAAGUUGCUGUAAGAUUUUGUAGGCGUCACGAGGAAGCUUUUUUUUUUUUUUAAGAUGUGAGACAGGUUAUUAGUACACGAAGUGUUGACAAAUAAUCUGAACCCGCUUCGAAUUCGAGACCAGGAAAAAUGUGUACUGUAUGCGUGUGUUUGUCAGAUCAGUUGCCAUUAGCAGUACAAUGUAAUGUAGGCGAAUCUCAGGACUUCCAUCAGGCAUUGUGAGUCUGUUGCUGGGGUUUGCUUUACACUAGUGGGGGUGAGUAUGGAGGGUAGCCAAAUAGUUAGCCAAAUCUUUACCUCCUUUGUUGCUGGCUAUGGAAUAGCCCUGUAAGCCUAUAGGUCCUAUGAAAUGGUGUCAAAAUACAUCCAUGUCUUAACUAGCCUGGUCCCAGAUUUUUGUGCUACAUUGUCACGCCAAACCAGACAGCACAAACAGGUCUGGAACCAGGCUAUGUCUUACUGGUUGAAGGGGGAUGGGAUAUUAUGCUAUUGUGAUAUGCUAUUAUGAAAUGAUGCUAUGAUAUUGUGAUAUGCUAUUAUGAUAUUAUGCUAUUUCUGCUUUGAGUGGGAUCAUUCACUUCCUAUCCAAUCCUCCACCAACUAUAAUUUUAAUGUGUUAGUGGACUGGACACGUUUCAACAAGGUGCUAAUACUUUUAGUUUUACCUGCCUUUAUGUCAUAUGGAUGGUACUACAUGUAUGUUACUGUAAGCUUAUUCUUUAGCCUGUCACAGUAAAACAAUUAUUAUUUUUACAUCAUUUUUGGGAACUAUGAGAAUCAACAAUGAUCCAUUAUUUUCUUGUUAUGAGACGCAUUUAUCAUCAUGUAGCAGGGUUGUAUUCAUUAGGCACCAAAUGGAAGAAAAUUGACUGAAACAGGAAAGGACAACCUGAACUUGUCCAAUAGGAGACACUCGUUUUCAUUUUACGAAGAAAAACAUUUUGCUACGGUGUGCAUUAAUGAAUACGACCCAUGUCUGUCUGUAGCUUCACACUGUCCUGUCCAGCGGCGAGCAGCUUGCCACGUCCAACAAUGACAGGAUAUACUGUUUCUCUUGGAGCCCUUCGUCUGUCUCCUGUAAACCCCUCCACGCUCACAGGAAGUGACAACGCGUUCCUCCAAGACACUUUGAGGCCCCCUCUGGGAUGUGUUCAUUAGGCACCAAACUGGGAAAAUGGUCUGAAACAAGGAGGGACUACCUGAACUUAAUGAAAAAAUACUUGUUUUUGUUUUCCGUCGCAAACCAUUUUGCUACGCUGUGCCCUAAUGAAUACGACCCUGGUCGACACUGUAUAUUACCCUGCAUAUUAACUCUCAAACCGUGCCCGUCUCAGUUUACAUUUUACAUUUUUAGUCAUUUAGCAGACGCUCUUAUCCAGAGUGACUUACAGGAGCAAUUAGGGUUAA
Messenger RNA from Coregonus clupeaformis (lake whitefish), 8590 nucleotides. RefSeq names its product inaD-like protein. The transcript has 49 exons. Gene Ontology annotation, molecular function: protein binding. Bases 109 to 6192 code for a protein of 2027 amino acids. Lineage: Eukaryota; Metazoa; Chordata; Actinopteri; Salmoniformes; Salmonidae. The record is from RefSeq and is a predicted model, not a curated record.